AUGUCAAUCAAGAAUUUGGAAAGCCAAGUUAGUCAAUUGGCUACUACUCUUGGAAGAUUAGAGGCGCAUGGGUCCAGAAAGCUUCCUUCCCAACCUUUGGUUAACCCUAGGGAGAAUGCUAGUGCCAUUACUUUGAGAAGUGGUAGACAACUUGAGAAGACUCACAAGAAGCCAAUUGAUGAGAAAGAAGUUGGAGAUGAGUUGAUUCAAGGUAGAACAAAACAGCCCAAAAGUGUAGAAAGUUCGCCAACCGAUUCUUCCAAUGCAAAACAUCCACCUAAGGUACAAUCUAAAGUUCCUAUUAAUACUUACGAACCUCCUUUGCCUUUUCCUAGCAGGUUUGCCACAUCAAAGAAGGAGGAACAUGAACAAGAAAUUUUGGACACUUUUAGAAAAGUACAUGUCAACAUUCCUUUGUUGGAUGUAAUAAACCAAGUGCCACGUUAUGCAAAAUUUCUAAAAGAACUGUGCACCAACAAGAGAAAGCUUAAGGGAAACGAGGUGGUGAGCGUGGGAGAAAAUGUCUCAGUGGUUUUACAAAGGAAGCUUCCAACAAAGUGCAAAGAUCCGGGUAGUUUCACCAUACCAUGCGUCAUAGGCAACACAAGGUUUGAGAAAGCAAUGUUAGACUUAGGUGCUUCUAUUAAUGUCAUGCCUUACUCAAUUUAUCUUGAUUUAAAUCUUGGUACUCUUAAAGAGAUCAACGUAGUUAUUCAACUCGCUGAUCGAUCUAAGGUCUAUCCAAAGGCAGUUGUGAAAGAUGUUUUGGUGCAGGUAAACGAGCUUGUUUUUCCAGUGGAUUUCUUCAUGCUUGACAUGAAAGAUGAAACAACUGUGAAAACCACGCCAUUGCUUUUGGGGAGACUAUUCAUGAAAACAGCCUAUACGAAAAUAGAUGUGCAUAAUAGGAAGUUGACAAUGGAGUUUGAUGGGGAAGUCAUUCAAUUUAACAUCUUUGAUGCAAUGAGGUAUCCUAAUGAUGACAUGAUUGCUUUCCAUUGA
This is a messenger RNA of Pistacia vera, 1002 nucleotides long. RefSeq lists its product as uncharacterized. The transcript has a single exon. The record is from RefSeq and is a predicted model, not a curated record. NCBI's taxonomy places the organism in Eukaryota, Viridiplantae, Streptophyta, Magnoliopsida, Sapindales, Anacardiaceae. The coding region runs from base 1 to 1002 and encodes 333 amino acids.